Molecule: messenger RNA, 357 nt
Organism: Prunus armeniaca (apricot)
Lineage: Eukaryota; Viridiplantae; Streptophyta; Magnoliopsida; Rosales; Rosaceae
Source: the annotation of a GenBank genome assembly
AUGGGUAGUGAUGUAGGGCUUAGGACUUCUUGCAACUACCGUCAUUCAUCUUAUGCAUGUGAUCCUACUAGAAAUGGCACAUCUACUUUAAUGCAACAUUGGAAUGUCCAAUGCAAGGGGUGUUCUCCAUUGAAAGAGGAUAAUAAACAAAAAGUUCUUUCAUUUGAGAAUAAGGGAGGGUUAGGGUUUAAGUACUUUAUGAGAAGGGCACAACCCAGAUUUGAUCCAUCGUCUCGUAUGACCAUUGCUAGAGAUGUGUGGUCAAUCUUUGAAGAGGAAAAUACCAAAUUAAAGAGUACCUUGAGUGUAAAAGAGUGUCUCUUACUACCGACACUUGGACUUCUAUUUAAAAUGUGA